Messenger RNA from Salvia splendens (bonfire salvia), 8565 nucleotides. Its product is annotated as protein SABRE. The transcript is spliced from 23 exons. The record is from RefSeq and is a predicted model, not a curated record. Bases 184 to 8055 code for a protein of 2623 amino acids. NCBI's taxonomy places the organism in Eukaryota, Viridiplantae, Streptophyta, Magnoliopsida, Lamiales, Lamiaceae.
CCCACAUCUCUCCCCCACCUUCUAUCUCCCUAGACUUUGAUAUUAUUCCUCCAAAUUAAAUGCUUGAUCCUUCAGCUACUGCUCUCGCAAUCGUUUCCGAUUCGGCACACAUAUGAAGGCAUGCACAGCGGCUGCGUAGACCACAAAUUGGGGAGGAUCCGCGGCCGAAUUCGAUUGGGAUAAAUGGAGGCCUAUCCGGCCAAGUUCCUAUCCGGAUUCCUCGUCGUCUCCGUCCUACUAUGGAUUGUAUUCAUGUUUGCUUCCAGGUUGCUGGCAUGGAUAUUAAGUCGAGUUAUGGGAGCUUCAAUUGGAUUUCGGAUCGGUGGAUGGAAAUGUUUGAGAGACGUUGUCCUGAAAUUCAAUAAGGGUGCUGUUGAAUCUAUCUCUGUUGGUGAGAUCAGACUCAGCUUACGGCAAUCCUUGGUUAAACUUGGGGUAGGCUUCAUAGCAAGAGAUCCAAAACUGCAGGUGUUAAUAUGUGAUUUAGAAAUUGUCUUCAGAUCUUCAAAGAAAAGUCCUCAGAAAGCCAGAUCAAGGAAAUCUCGCAGCUCAGGUCGUGGGAAGUGGAUGGUUUUUGUUAACAUGGCAAGGUUUUUGUCGGUUUAUAUUUCCGAUUUGGUAUUGAAGACACCAAAAGCUACUUUGGAUAUUAAAGAACUGCGAGUAGACAUAUCUAAAGAUGGUGGAUCUGAGGCAGGGUUGUUUGUAAAGCUACUGCUUUUUCCCAUUACUGUUCACCUUGGUGAAUCACGUGUGGCAUCUGACCAGACAGUGGUCUCUGGUGAAUCUUCCUCUGCUAACCAGUUGACGGAUGGGGUUUGUGCUCCUUUCAGCUGUGAAGAAUUCUCUCUCCUGUGUGAGUUGGGCCAUAACAGGGAAGCAGGGGUACUUAUUAAGAAUUUGGAUAUUACUAGUGGGGAAGUCCGAGUAAAUUUAAAUGAGGAUUUGCUGCCCAAGGAAAAGAAUGUGGCUGACACAGUGCCUGACCUGCCCCAAGAAGUUGCACAAGUGAACAACGAAUCUGGAUCUGAUGAAACACAACCGGGCGAAAAAGUUCCUGCUGUAUGCAAGUACAGCUCCACAAUACCUGAAAAGGCCACCUUCACUCUGCCUAAACUUGAUGUAAAGAUUGGACAUCGAUGUUACGGGCUUUUGGUUGAGAAUAGCAUUAGGGGAAUCCAUUUGAAGUGCAUGAAAUCUCAAUCUGUGGAAGAUCUGGGGGAAAGUGUGAGACUUGAUGUUCAGAUGGAAUUCAGUGAGAUAUAUCUGCUUAGAGAAACUGGCAUCUCUAUUGUGGAAAUACUGAAACUUGAUGUUGUUUCCUCUGCCUACAUACCACUACUGCCUAACGGCCUUAUCAGAUCUGAAAUUGAUGUUAAGCUUGGAGGCACACAGUGCAACUUACUUUUGAACAGGUUAGAGCCAUGGAUGUCCAUCAGUCUUCCGAAGAAGCAAAAAAAGGAAGUACUAGAAAAAAGCCCCGCCAGAGAGAAAUCACAUUCAUCUGGACAGAGAACAAUUAUGUGGACAUGCACUCUGUCAGCUCCGGAGAUGACUGUUGUGCUUUAUAACUUGAGCGGGUGUCCACUGUACCAUGGCUGCUCACAAUCUUCACACAUAUUUGCUAAUAACAUAUCUAGCACCGGUGCAACAUUGCAUAUGGAACUAGGGGAACUAAACUUACACAUGUCUGAUGAGUAUCAAGAAUGCUUGAAAGAAACCUUGUUCGGCGUGGAAACAAAUACAGGGUCACUGAUGCACAUUGCUAAGAUCAGCUUGGACUUGGGCAAGAAAGAUAUGGAUUCAUCAGAUGGUUUGAAUAGUAAGAUGGUUCUUGGUGCUGAUGUUAGUGGCAUGGGUGUUUACUUGGCCUUCAGGCGUCUUGAGUCACUGAUAUCUACUGCUCUUUCGUUCAAGGACUUGGCAAAAAGAUUAUCUAAAUCCAGUAAGAAACCAACACAAAGCAAAGAAGUGAGAUCAUCCAAGCCAUCUGGAAAAGGGAUUCAACUCUUGAGACUAAGUCUUGAAAGGUGCUCUCUGAAUAUCAGUGCAGAUGCAAGCUUGGAGGACAUGGUCACUCCUGAUCCUAAGCGUGUAAAUUAUGGAUCCCAGGGUGGUAGAGUAUUAAUCAGUACCUCAGCAGAUGGGAGCCCACGGACUGCACAUAUAAUGUCUACAAUUUCAAAAGAAUAUAAAAAGUUGAAAUAUUCUGUAUCACUUGAUAUUUAUCACUUCAAUGUUUCCAUGAACAAAGAGAAAAAAUCUAUACAACUGGAGCUUGAAAGAGCUAAAUCUAUCUAUCAGGAAUAUCCUGAAGUUAAUGAUCCUGGAUCAAAAGUUAUCUUGCUUGACAUGCAAAAUGCAAAGCUUGUCCGGCGGACUGGUGGACUUAAAGAAAUUCAAGUCUGCUCUCUCUUCAGUGCCACAGAUAUCUCUUUAAGGUGGGAACCGGAUGUGCAUAUUGCACUGGUUGAACUGGGGUUACACUUGAAGUCUCUGGCACAAAAUCACAACUCACAAAGACAUGAUGACGCAGAGAGUAUUUACAUGAGAAAAGAUAAGGUGCCGAACAUGUCAUCGGGAUCCUUAAAGUUAGAAAAGCCAGUGAAGAAAAGUGAAUCUAUUUUCGCUAUUGAUGUGGAAAUGCUUAGUAUGUCUGCUGAGGUUGGAGAUGGCGUUGAAGCCUUUGUCCAAGUUCAAUCCAUCUUUUCUGAGAAUGCUAGAAUCGGAGUGCUUCUUGAGGGACUUAUGCUUGAGCUAAAUGAAGCUAGGGUCUUUAGAAGCAGUAGGAUGCAGAUAUCAAGAAUCCCCAAUGCCUCGGGAAGUUUAUCAGAUGCAAAAUUUGAGACUGUAACUACCUGGGAUUGGGUAAUUCAAGCCCUUGAUGUGCAUAUAUGCAUGCCAUUUAGAUUGGAGUUGCGUGCAAUUGAUGACUCUCUGGAAGAAAUGCUUCGAGUUUUGAAACUUGUGACUUCUGCUAAAGCUAAAUGUAUACUUGCUCAGAAGAAAGAGCCGCCAAAACCCAAAAAGCCCAGUUCAACAAGAACUGGAUCCAUAAAGUUUGCCAUUCGUAAACUAACUGCUGAUAUUGAGGAAGAACCACUACAGGGUUGGCUUGAUGAGCAUUACCAGCUUUUGAAGAAUGAAGCUCGUGAAUUAGCUGUUAGGUCAGAUUUUCUUGAUGAACUUAUAUCUAGGGGCCAAGGUCAUGUUACUGAUGAACCAUCUGAUUCUCUUGAAAGAAAGAUUCACUUUAAUGAAGAGGAGAUUGAUCUUCGUGAUGCUUCAGCUAUUCAGAAAUUGCGUGAGGAAACAUAUAAACAGUCAUUCCGGUCAUAUUAUCGGGCCUGUCAGGGCCUAGUUCCGUCACAAGGAUCUGGGGCAUGUAAAACUGGAUUCCAAGCUGGUUUUAGGCCUAGCACAGCCCGAGCUUCUCUUUUCUCCAUUUCUGCUACUGACUUAGAUUUGAGUCUGUCAAAAAUUGAAGGUGGGGAUGCCGGAAUGAUUGAAGUUCUACAGAAGCUUGAUCCAGUAUGUCGUGCCCACAACAUUCCAUUUUCAAGGCUGUAUGGAGCCAGCAUCAAUUUGCUUACAGGUUCUCUCGUUGCUCAGAUAAGAAACUACACAUAUCCACUGCUUGCUGCUGCUGGUGGUCGAUGCGAAGGACGACUUAUUCUAGCUCAACAGGCAACUUGUUUUCAGCCACAAAUUCACCAUGAAGUCUACAUUGGAAGAUGGAGGAAGGUGGACAUCCUUCGUUCAGCCACUGGCACAACUCCACCAAUGAAAACCUUUUGUGAUCUGCCAAUACACUUCCAAAAGGGAGAAAUUUCUUUUGGUAUUGGAUAUGAACCAUCUUUUACUGACAUCAGCUAUGCUUUUACUGUGGCUCUUCGUAGAGCCAAUUUAAGCAUUAGGAAUCCAAAUCCUGUGAUCCAGCCCCCUAAAAAGGAAAAAAGCUUGCCUUGGUGGGAUGAAAUGAGGAAUUAUAUCCAUGGGAAGACCACUUUAUACUUUUCUGAGACAAUUUGGAAUGUUCUUGCAACCACUGAUCCCUAUGAAAACUUGGAUAAACUUCAUAUCGUGUCAGGCUAUCUUGAAAUUCAGCAAUCAGAUGGUUGUAUUUAUGCUUCCAUUAAGGAUUUCAAGGUUUUCCUUAGCAGUUUAGAAAGCUUGCAGAAAAAUUGCACCUGGAAACAUUCGUCUGGAUUGUCUGCACCUUUCCUUGAAGCCCCAGUGUUAACCGUUGAAGUGACAAUGGAAUGGGAUUGUGAAUCUGGAAGUCCGCUAAAUCAUUAUCUAUUUGCUCUUCCCAUUGAAGGCACUCUUCGUGAAAAGGUUUUUGAUCCGUUUAGAUCCAUUGUUCUUUCCAUGAGAUGGAAUAUCUCCCUCAGGCCUUCCCUUCCAUCAGAUCAGUUACAGCCCUCUUCAACCAGUGAUGAGGUUGGUGGUGAUGGAGCUUCUUGUAAUCCAUCGAUAUCAGAGAAUGCAUUGUAUGAUUCACCUACAGUUAAUCUUGGUCAUCAUGAUCUAGCAUGGCUUAUCAAAUUCUGGAACUUAAAUUAUCUGCCUCCUCAUAAACUACGGACCUUUUCCAGAUGGCCUCGCUUUGGGGUCCCCAGGAUUCCCAGAUCAGGAAAUCUGUCGCUGGAUAAGGUAAUCACAGAAUUUAUGUUUCGAGUUGAGGCAACCCCUACAUGUAUUAAACAUAUUCCUUUACAUGAGGAUGACCCUGCAAAGGGACUGACAUUUAAGAUGACAAAGGUGCAAUAUGAACUCUACUUUGGUAGGGGAAAGCAAAAGUUUACAUUUGAAUGCAUUAGGGACCCCCUUGACCUUGUCUAUCAAGGUCUUGAUCUUUACAUGCUGAAAGCUUACAUAAAUAAGGAGGAUUGUGCGACUGUGGAAAAAGUAAUUCAGAUGACAAGGAAAAAGUCCCAGUCAGCAUCGACAGAAAGGGCACUGACUGAAAAAACCAGCUCUCCUAGGAACACUACAGAAAGGCAUCAAGAUGAUGGAUUUUUGUUGUCAUCUAGUUGCUUCACAAUCCGUAGACAGCACCCGAAAGCUGAUCCUUCUAGGUUAUUGGAAUGGCGAGAAGCAGGUAAAGGAAAUCUUGAGAUGAGUUAUAUAAGAUCUGAGUUUGAACAUGGAAAUGAAAGUAAUGACCAUACCAGAUCUGACCCCAGUGAUGAUGAUGGAUAUAAUGUAGUUAUCGCUGACAAUUGUCAACGGAUAUGUGUCUAUGGUCUGAAGCUUCUGUGGACUAUUGAAAAUAGAGAUGCUGUUUGGUCUUGGGUAGGUGGGCUGUCCAAGGCUUUUGAGGCUCCAAAGCCUUCUCCUUCUCGCCAAUAUGCCCAAAGUAAAAUGCAUGAGGGGAAUAUUGCCAGUGAUGGACCUGACAUCCAGAAAAAUGAUAACCAAAAUUCUCCUUCUGUUGUUGAUGGUGCAAAUACGUCAUCCCAAAACAUGGAGGCUGCAACAUCUCUCGCCUCUCCUUCAAACUCAGAGGCAGUGGAAAAUCCCUUCUCCAGUGCCAUUGCAAAAUACAACUUUGAUGACUCUGAUGAGGAGGGCACACGCCAUUUCAUGGUGAAUGUCAUUGAGCCACAAUUCAAUCUUCACUCAGAAGAAGCUAAUGGUAGAUUCUUGCUCGCUGCUGUGAGUGGGCGUGUUUUAGCUCGAUCAUUCCACUCAGUUCUCCAGGUUGGACAUGAGAUGAUUGAACAAGCUCUCACUGAAGGAAAGAUCCAAGUUCCUGAAUCUCAGCCUGAACUGACAUGGAAUCGUAUGGAGUUCUCGGUGAUGUUGGAGGAAGUGCAAGCUCAUGUAGCCCCAACUGAUGUGGACCCAGGGGCUGGACUGCAAUGGCUCCCUAGAAUUCGUAGAAGCUCGCCAAAAGUAAAGCGUACUGGAGCUUUAUUGGAACGGGUAUUCAUGCCCUGUGAUAUGUACUUCCGUUACACUAGGCACAAAGGUGGAACUCCUGACUUGAAGGUCAAACCUUUGAAAGAGCUUACAUUCAAUUCUUGCAAUAUAACGGCUGCAAUGACGUCCAGACAAUUCCAAGUCAUGCUUGAUGUAUUGACAAAUCUUCUUUUUGCUCGACUUCCUAAGCCAAGAAAAAGUAGUCUAUCAUAUCCAACUGAUGAGGAAGAUGAUGUUGAAGAGGAGGCUGAUGAAGUGGUUCCUGAUGGUGUUGAAGAGGUGGAACUGGCAAAAGUUGACCUCGAACAUAAAGAGAGGAUGAAGAGGUUAAUCCUUGAUGAUAUAAGAGACUUGUCUCUGCAGGCUGAUAUAAUUGGAGAUCCACAUGCAGAAAUGGAAAUGGAACUCUGGAUGAUAACUUGUGCAAAAUCCACAUUGUUGCAAAGAUUGAAAAAGGAGCUAGGUAAUGCCCAAAAGUCCAGAAAGGCAGCAUCAGCUUCCCUUAGGACUGCUUUGCAAAAAGCCGCACAACUACGAUUAAUGGAAAAAGAGAAAAAUAAAAGUCCUUCUUAUGCUAUGCGUAUUUCUUUGAAAAUUACUAAGGUGGUCUGGAGUAUGCUUAUUGACGGGAAGUCAUUCGCUGAAGCUGAGAUAAAUGACCUGAUUUAUGAUUUUGACAGAGACUAUAAGGACGUUGGUGUUGUUAAGUUCACUACAAAGUACUUCGUAAUCAGAAACUGUCUUCCAAAUGCCAAGUCCGACAUGCUCUUGUGUGCAUGGAAUCCUCCUGCAGAAUGGGGAAAAAAAGUGAUGCUCCACGUAGAUGCAAAGCAAGGCUUUUCCAAGGAUGGAAACUCUCCUCUUGAAUUAUUCCAGGUGGAUAUAUACCCUUUGAAGAUACAUUUGACAGAGAGCAUGUACCGCUUGAUGUGGCAGUACCUCUUUCCCGAAGAAGAACAAGACUCCCAAAGGAGACAGGAAGUAUGGAAGGUUUCGACAACAGCAGGUGCAAGGCGUGUAAAGAAAGGCUCCAUAAUCCAUGAUGCAUCUCAAUCUAGCAGUUCUACAAAAGAGGUUGACACGUCCAAAUCAAAUUCAGCUGCAGCUAACCAGAUUGGCACUCAAGCUGAGUCCUCCCAAGCAUCAAAGUUGCAGAAUCUAAAACCAAACUCAGAGCUAAGGAGAAGCUCUUCCUUUGACAAAACAUGGGAGGAAAGUGUUGCUGAGUCAGUGGCUAAUGAACUUGUACUUCAAAUGCAUUCUUCUACAAAAGGGGGUUCCCUUUCUUGCAUUGAACAGCCAGAUGAAACCAGUAAAGGUAAGUUAAAAGAGACCAAACAAGUAAAACCUGGUCGGUCCUCUCAUGAUGAGAAAAAGGGUGCAAAAGCUCAAGAUGACAAAAAAUCUCAACCUCGAAAGUUGAGGGAGUUUCACAAUAUCAAGAUCAGUCAGGUUGAGCUGCUAGUUACCUAUGAAGGAUCAAGAUUCGCUGUGAGUGAGUUAAGGUUGCUGAUGGACACCUUUCACUGUGCUGAGUUCACUGGGACUUGGAGAAGGUUGUUCUCCCGUGUUAAGAAGCAUGUAAUAUGGGGUGUUUUGAAAUCUGUCACAGGGAUGCAGGGCAAGAAGUUCAAAGACAAAGCAAACACUAGCACCGCUGUUAUUGUUCCAGAGACUGAACUGAAUCUGAGUGACAGCGAUGGAGGUUCAGCUGAAAAAACUGAUCAGAACUCAAUGACCUGGCCAAAGCGUCCUACUGAUGGAGCAGGGGAGGGCUUUGUGAACUCCGUAAAGGGUCUUUUCAGUUCUAAGCGCCGUAAGGCAAAGGCUUUUGUUCUGAAGACAAUGAGGGGUGAAGCCGAGAAUGAAACCCAUGGUGAGUGGAGUGAAAGUGAAGCUGAUUUCUCACCAUUUUCCAGGCAGUUGACCAUAACAAAAACGAAAAGGCUUAUUAGGCGUCACACUAAAAAGUUUCGUCCUAAGAAAGGCUUAACAUUGCAGCAGACAGAUUCACUUCCUGAAUCUCCAAAUGAGAGCGAGCCCUUUGAAAUGUUUGAGAGUGACUCUUCAAGUGGAUCCUCAACGUAUGAGAAUUUUACACGAGGCGAGGAGUUUCAAGGAGUGUAGAAAGCACAUCAUACUUCUUAAAGUUGGAGAACCUGCUGCAUGGCAUAAUAUUGCUCUAUGAAUCGGGGAAUCUGAUGCAAAUAUAUAUAUGUGCACACAAAUUUCCCAGAAAUAUUUGAUUGGUUUCCCAGCCAUCCGGGAGUAAAGCGAGUUGAAGGAAGUGACGAUCUACCAACCAACUGUUGGUUGCAUUUUUACUAUUUAUAGGUAGAAAACCAACCCUGUAUAUUGGUAAGAGUUAUAUUCAGUGCUACUCUCAUUUCUUUCUUUUUUUUAUGAAAAAGAAGAAGAAACAGUAAUUUUUGGUGUUACUCCUUGUGAGGAAAGUUGAGGUUCACAGCCCCCAAUAAUUUUGUAGCAUAGCAAUAGGGCGAGAUGGGGUAUACAAAUCUUGCAUCUGUAUCAGCAUAUACAUAUUUAUAAUGUAUCCAUAUGUUGGAGUAAAACUGAGCACUUGUAUAUUUUUCUUAUUCCUAUGUUUUAUUACAAGCGAUUAAUAUUCAUUUUAUA